This is a messenger RNA of Peronospora matthiolae, 201 nucleotides long. NCBI's taxonomy places the organism in Eukaryota, Oomycota, Peronosporomycetes, Peronosporales, Peronosporaceae. The record is from the annotation of a GenBank genome assembly.
AUGAGCUCGGUCCCACGAAGAGAACUUUCCGAGACCGUGACGACCCCCGUUGAGAUCCAGUACUGGUUGUUCAUGUGCAGUAGCACCGAGUGCACACAAGACUCUGACCCCGGACUUGGUCAAUGGACGGUUUCCACGGGCCUUUUGGGAGUGCCCCGCCGUGACGCCCGCCGUCUUGAGCCAGCAGAACGAGAAAGCUAG